AAAGAAAAAUGCGUGUCACAUUUAAAAGUGUCCGUGCCGUCGUUCUUUGUAGUUCUCACAUACGGGUAAAUUACGGGAAGUAGCAUUUUAAAAACUCGAUAUCCGACAAUGCACUGCUCGAACGUGUUUAGUAUCCGGUAUUCAUUGUUAUUUAUUUAACCAGCGGAAAUGGGUGAAUGGUGCAAUAUGUUGCCGCAGGAAUGGUUUAAAUUUGUGAACCAGGAGGUAAAAGUGACCGCGCAGGAUCAACAGCAGUAUGAAGGCUUUGUGUUCACUGUGGAUCCGGUUUCUUCCAGCCUCGUCCUUGUGACCUUCGAGGAGAAAAGAAGCGCCUCCGUGAGGGUCGUCUUGGGUCACGCGGUGAGAGACGUGCAGCUUCUCAGGGCAGGAGAUGAAGAUACAGAGAGGAAGAUGAGGUCUCUCUUUAUACCUGCUGCCAGUCAGGACUUCAGCACCGAGGAGCUCGAGGAACGCAAGGAGGACCUGCGAGCAUGGCUGGAGAAGAACCUCGUUCCCGUUACGGAUGAGGGCGACGUCCUGCGCGUGGCCAACGUGCUCACCGUCAGCGCGCCGUACGGACCCGAGCAGUGCAGCAGCAGCAACGAGAUCAUUCUGGCCCGAGUGCAGAGUCUCGUGGAAAGCAAGCCGGGACGAGAGAACCAGCAGUGAGCGUUCGGCUCGUCACAUCGCGUCCUCUCUGUGAGAGUUCAUGAAGUUCUCUUUCUAUUGAGGGAGAUUUAGAAUCCACUGGACUUUGAUUAAAGCACUUGUGGCACUGACAGGAUGUUGAGCUUUUUUUUUUUUUCUUCUUUUACUUCUACGUACAUCCUUAAUGCCGAAGCACGCAUUGGGCCUUGUUUAUCAACCUGGAUACGAACAAAUCGUUCACAGGAGUGUUUAAGCAAGAAAUUUGGUUUUCAUGAAAAUAUAGUUAGAACAGAAAAACCUCAUUUUGUCGUUUCAUAUUCCCGACUUGAAAUAAAGCAAUCCAGAACAAAUCAGACUACCUGUUCACUCAGAACAAGUUAUCUCAUGACAAAUCAAAUUAUUUGUUCAAUAGUAUGAGGAAUAAUAGAAUUUAUUUUCCAUCCGAGUGUUCUGGGGAGCGUGAAGGCCGUAGCAUACCAUUUCUAUCACAUUUACAUCCUCAUCAAACCAUUCAGUGAUAUCUGUGAAUGGGGGCGGGGUCAGCCUGGAAGAGACCACGCCCAGCAGCUCCACGUUAAUAAAUCCUUUCCCAUCAGUUUCCGACCGGCGUCGGACCCAGUCCCUCCAGGAUUUCGUGAUUUUUUGCGUUCGCAGAAAUGAACGUGAAAUCAAGCAAACGGCGGAGGAGUAUUCGGAGGAGCUUUUUUUGCAAAAUCACCGCAGACUUUUCGCAGACCUGGGCUGAGACACGUCACGUGACGUCAUCGCGACACGUGUUUGGUCAAAGCCGUUUUCGAUUCACGUGUCUACGCACACGAGUAGAGGUCGUCUCAUUUACCGGCAAACGUCACUGCGAAUGAGCGUGCAAAACAAUGGCGUGCGAUUGCGAUUUCGCCAAUUCGAGUAGUUUUCCACAAGACAAAAAAAAGAAGCACAAACACGUACGUAAGUCCAUCCAUCCAUCUUCUACCGCUUACUCCUUCUUCAGGGUCACGGGGAAACCUGGAGCCAAUCCCAGGGAGGAUCGGGCACAAGGCGGGGUACACCCUGGACAGGGUGCCAGUCCAUCGCAGGGCACACUCACACACACACUCACACACUACGGACACUUUGGACACGCCCGUACGCAAGUCGCAUCGUAAAAAUUUUGAAGAAUAAAAAGGUGGAGCAAAAUCAAGCAUUUUUGGCCGCAACAAUAACAAAAUAACUCGCGAAUGCAAAAUCGUCUAGUGUAGAAGAUAAAUGUACAAAAGUGUGUGAAAGAUUUACGUGCUCAACAGUUUCACCAUCAAACCUCAUUCAAUUUCUCUCCUACACAGCCUCGGCCGCGGCGUCCCCCUCUCCUACACAGCCUCGGCCGCGGCGUCGUUCUCAGUGCUUUCGUUGCAUUCCUGUAAACAGUUGCGUUGGGAGAUGAUGUUUCUCAUCACUUUCUGAUGCACAGACCCACUGUAGCACCCGUCCCUAAACAUAACAUCAUCACAUACACACACUGGAUAAAGCAUCAAUCAGAACGUUACUGCACACACACACUACCGGUCAAAAGUUUGUGGACACCCGAGUGAAAUGUUUCUCACGGUCUUAAAGUACCUCUGAUCUGAAGGCGUGCGAUUAAACGUUUGAAAUCGGUGUCGUAGACAAAAAUAUAAUCGUGCCGACGUAUUCAUGUCUUUCAUUAGAAAACGAACAACGGACGACUCGGAGCGAAAUAUUCCGAAAAGCAGCCGAUACGAGUCCGGCGUCGGUGCGAACUCCUUUAAUACUGUUUAAAAAGCAUCUCGGGGAAAUCCCUCAAGAGAUCGCUCGAGAAAACGCCAAGAAUACAUUUCUGGAAAUCCUCGGCGAAAAGGGCGUCGACUUUGAAGACGCUAAAAUACUAAUUUAUUUAGAUUUAUUUUGGAUUUUUUUUUUUUUAUCACGACAUAAUUCCCAUCGUUCCCUUUGUGUUACUCCAGAGUUUUGAUGACUUUAUUAUUAUUAUUCUAAAAUGUGGAAGAAAAUAAAAAUAAAGAAUGAGUGUCUAAAGGUUUGACCCGUAGUGUACAUCACGAGAUUCAUGAACUGAUCACUCAUAUGGACGUGUUCUAGGGAAACGCAAACACUUUAUUUCACUUUUCUCCCAUUUUCCAUGCAAUUUGGUCACCUGACAAUUCCCAGCCACCCGUCUGUCUGCCGUCACACCACAGCUACCGUACCAACGGAGGACGGUGUUGUCUGCCCUCUUCCGCGCACACACACACAGAGAGAGAGAGAGAGAGAGAGAGAGAGAGAGACCUUCCAUGGCUGUGGCAUCAUCCGGAUUUGUUCUCGUGAUCUCCUCACACUAUGAAAACACUUUUUUUUUUUUCCCAACUGAUUUUCUUCCAGAGGUUUCUUUGUACCUAUAGUUAUUUAUUUAUUUACGAAUUCUCUCUCGUGACUCGCAUUGACUUUCCCAGCACACAGUGGUAGAAACACUUUUAUUCCCUUGUUUUAAGAAGGCAAUCGGUUUUUUUUUUCUUCUUUACAUACUUAUUGGCAAAAACAAAUGAUUCAGAAAAUAAAAGUUCUAACACAAAGGACAAUCACUUCUUCUUUUUUUCUUUUUUUUUUUUCUUCGUGUUUCUUGAAUGCAUGAAAGUACCUCUUUGGUUGUGGGAGGGUACCUUUGACUUGUGGUACUCUUGAGACUUGAGACUACUGGCACGCAGACCUCUCCCCGUGGGGGUUAAACACGAA
Ictalurus punctatus (channel catfish) is the source of this 3366-nucleotide messenger RNA. RefSeq names its product gem (nuclear organelle) associated protein 6 (gene gemin6). Gene Ontology annotation, biological process: spliceosomal snRNP assembly; spliceosomal complex assembly. The transcript is spliced from 3 exons. The coding region runs from base 169 to 669 and encodes 166 amino acids. The record is from RefSeq and is a predicted model, not a curated record. Gene Ontology annotation, cellular component: nucleus; SMN complex. Lineage: Eukaryota; Metazoa; Chordata; Actinopteri; Siluriformes; Ictaluridae.